ACAUGACAGUGCCCAAAGGUUGUGGCCAGAAGUCAAUAUAAAGCAGAUCAAACUCUGUUGUAUGAAAGGGUCGACUCGACUGACGACCCAAAAACAACAGGUUGAGUCUCCUGCCUCCAUGAUGCGUGCUCUGCAGAAGUUUCUGCUCUUUCAUGCUCUGACAUGUCUCGGACGGAAUGCACUUGGGAGUGAAAUCAUACAUGGACAAAUUGCUCCACGGAACCAGAUGCUGUAUAUGGCCUCAGUGCAGACCAGAGGUGGACAUGUGUGUGGAGGCUCCCUCAUCAGUGAUAACUUUGUCCUCACUGCUGCACACUGUGAUGAUGGUAGAGAUGUACCGGUGAGGGUUGUUUUGGGCACCCACGAUCUCAGAAAGACUGGGACAGUGAGAAACAUUGUGCAGAGAUGCAAACACCCAGAUUUUCGGCGUCAUACAGCAGAAAAUGACAUCAUGCUCCUCAAACUGUCUCAGAGUGUUCCAGACAGUGAAACAAUUCAACGCAUUCGACUUCCAUCUCCUAACAUGAACCUCCGACCCAACCAAAUGUGCCAUGUAGCUGGAUGGGGAGUGGCCGACGCUGGUAGAGCUGUUGAUGACCUGAGAGUGGUGGGUGUGUCUGUCGUCGACCAGAACGUCUGUAAACGGCAAUGGUCUAUCUCUAAAUGGAUUCCUCGUCUUCCUGCCAAUGUCAUCUGUGCAGGUGGAUAUGGAACACUCAAUGGAUUCUGCAACGGUGAUUCUGGUGGUCCUCUGGUGUGCAACGGGGUCGCUGCUGGUGUUGUAUCUUUUGCAGAUGAAUGGUGUUUGGACCAACGCUUUCCCAAUGUCUACACAGAUGUGUCCAAGUUCCUUCCCUGGAUCAACCAGAUUCUCAGUCACAAUGGUUGUUAAAUGCAACAACCUCACACAAAGCUUUGCUUCAGCACACCUUCAUUGUAUUUAGGAGGUGCAGUUAUGUCUAAGUCGCUCUGUCAGUGUUUGCUCCUGAAAGCAAAGUAAAGUAAAAAAAUGUUUCAAA
Acanthopagrus latus (yellowfin seabream) is the source of this 1019-nucleotide messenger RNA. Its product is annotated as complement factor D-like. Bases 62 to 892 code for a protein of 276 amino acids. The record is from RefSeq and is a predicted model, not a curated record. Gene Ontology annotation, biological process: proteolysis. Gene Ontology annotation, molecular function: serine-type endopeptidase activity. The transcript has 5 exons. NCBI's taxonomy places the organism in Eukaryota, Metazoa, Chordata, Actinopteri, Spariformes, Sparidae.